UCUUCCCAUCAAAAGCCGCGAAGAUGUCCUCCAAGGAGUCCUCCACCCCCUCCAAGAACUCCUCCGCCAUGGAUCAAUUCCCCGAAGCCAAAUCCAAGACGAAGAAGACGAAGCGGCAGCAGCCCAAAGUCCCCAAACGCUCCUCCUCCGUUCCCACCACCGCCCAAGAACACGCCGCUGUCGGUGCUGUGCCAUCCAAUCACCGCCGGAAAAAGCGAAAGACCACCGACCCUCCAUCCCUCGCCGCUGCAGAAGCCACAAGCUCUUGCUCCGGCCAACAGUUGAGAAUUUGGACGGACGCCGACGAGGCCGCCCUCCUGAGGGCUGCCAUCCUCUUCCGCGACGAGAGGGGCUCCCUUCCGAGACCGAGCAAUAUCCUCGACUUGUUCAACUUUGUCCAGCCAUCUCUUGUCGCCAAAAGCCUGAAUCCACAGCAAGUCUGCAGCAAGCUUAAGCGCCUGCGUCGCAAGUACCUCGACAAUCUCCGUGGCCCGGCCGCCUCCGCUGGUGCCCAUGACCGCCUCGUCCACGAGCUCGCGGCCCAGCUUUGGUCCUCCCACCUGGAGACUUCCACCGAGGAGACAAUUGGUGAGGCUGUCGAGCAGCAAGAUGGAGAGGGCACUGCUGCGGCGGCGGCGGAGGAGGAUGGCGGCGCCGGCCACUACUAUCCAUUUAUCUGGGAGGCGCUCGCGGACUACUGGAGAGAAGAUGGGUAUUUGAAUGCCACGCUCAAUGAGGCACUGAAGCGAGGCGAUCCUUGGAAAGCAAAGAAGCUGGACGUUAAAUGGAAGCAGCAGCUUGAAAGGGAGAACCGUUUGUCGGUCAAACACCAACAUGAACUUGGUAGAAUAUUUCAGAUGCUAGCGUAAUUUUGAGAUUCUGCUGCUGGUAGUUAAGAUCACCAUGUUCUGGUACAACAGUGUCUGUGAAAGUUCUAGGAAAGAUGUAUCUGUUUCGUGUGUCUUGUAGGUCGUAUGACCUUCUGCAUGGAA
Molecule: messenger RNA, 992 nt
Organism: Phoenix dactylifera (date palm)
Lineage: Eukaryota; Viridiplantae; Streptophyta; Magnoliopsida; Arecales; Arecaceae
Biological process (GO): regulation of DNA-templated transcription
Cellular component (GO): nucleus
Source: RefSeq, a predicted model, not a curated record